Calliphora vicina (urban bluebottle blowfly) is the source of this 2787-nucleotide messenger RNA. Its product is annotated as very long chain fatty acid elongase 7-like. The transcript has 6 exons. Lineage: Eukaryota; Metazoa; Arthropoda; Insecta; Diptera; Calliphoridae. Gene Ontology annotation, cellular component: endoplasmic reticulum membrane. The coding region runs from base 508 to 1539 and encodes 343 amino acids. Gene Ontology annotation, biological process: fatty acid elongation, monounsaturated fatty acid; sphingolipid biosynthetic process; very long-chain fatty acid biosynthetic process. The record is from RefSeq and is a predicted model, not a curated record. Gene Ontology annotation, molecular function: fatty acid elongase activity.
UUUAGAAGUCAGUUGAGCAUAAAAAUUCAUACGGUUCGGUCUGCCAAAAUAACUUAAAAACUACUAAAAAAAUAUUGUAAAUGCAUAAAUAAAUAAAAAAAAUAUUGAACGAGUUACCUUAACUACCAUUAAAGCAAAGUAACGGAUAUUAUCGAUUUCAAAAAAGCUAAAAAAAAUACUUCGGCAAAUAAAAACAUUAUUACAACAUUUGCAAGUGUAUUACAAAAUAUCAAACAAACAAUAACGACAAAGAAAAAUCAAAAAAUAAUAAAAGACAACAACAAAUCGAAAUAAUAACGAAUGAAUUUUGAAAAAAAUUAUCUUUAAAUACAAAAAGUGAUAAUGUUUUCAUAGCACAAUCAAGUUUGUUUGCUUUUAUUUUAAUACAUAACUAGAAAAUAAAAUCGAUCCUUUUUACACACGCUAACAAAAUAGUGGAAACAGAAAAAGUGUUCAAUAAUCCUUAAUUGUUCAAACAACAAAGUCAAAAUCAAUUAAAUAUUUACAAUGAAUAGUAACGUAACAUCGGGUUUCGAUAUUGCUGCCGAAAUAGCAAGCAUUGCUAUCGAUGAAUUCAAAACACACUAUGUGACCAAAAAUUUCACAGGAUUAAUACAAAGAUAUUAUCAUUUGGUCGAAGAGGACUUUGGCGAUCCCCGGGCCAAACGUUUCGCACUUAUGGAUAGCCCGCUAUAUACUUUUGGUUUAGUCGGCGUAUACUUGUCGUGGGUUCUGGUGUUAGGACCUUUAUUUAUGCGUGAUCGUAAGCCAUUCCAACUAAGACGUUUACUUGUCAUUUACAAUGCAUUCCAAGUGGCCAUCAGUGCAUAUAUGUUCUAUGAACAUUUAGUGGCAGGUUGGCUAAGUUACAAUCUUAAAUGUCAACCCGUGGAUUACAGCGACAGUCCAAUGUCAAAAAGAAUGUUAAAUCUUUGCUACGUUUAUUAUUUAUCAAAGUUGACUGAAUUCGCCGAUACAGUAUUUUUCGUGUUGCGUAAAAAAUCGAAUCAAAUUACCUGGCUGCAUGUGUACCAUCACUCAGUAACACCUUUGGAAACAUGGAUUUUAGUUAAAUUUAUUGCCGGUGGUAAUGCAACCUUUCCCAAUUUGUUGAAUAAUUUCGUGCACGUUUGCAUGUACUUCUAUUAUAUGAUGUCCGCUAUGGGUCCAGAAUACGCCAAAUUUUUGUGGUGGAAGAAAUAUAUGACAGAAUUGCAAAUUGCCCAAUUUGUUCUUUGCAUCGUCCACACAGUACGCGCCUUAUUCAGUCAACAAUGUCAAUUCUCAAGAUUCAUUUCAACUUUGUUGUUGCUCAAUUCUUCGAUCUUCUUCUGUUUGUUCAUGAACUUUUACGUACAGGCCUACAAGAAGGGCAAGGAUCAAAAGACAAUAGCAGCGACUACUCCAUCGUCCAAUUCAGUAAGGACAUGUGCAGCUGAAUUGCAACAAAAGCAGAGACAGAAGGCGUUCGAAAUGAACAACAACAACAACAACAGUCAAGAUGUGUUGCCACUUUUAAGUGAAAAGAAGAUGAACUAAUGACGUUAAAAAUCAUCAUUUAGCCAGACCUGUUAACUGAAAUAUGCUAAAUGCAUGUAGUAUCUACAUACAUACAUACAUCCAUGUACAUGUGCGUAAAUGUAUGUAAAUCUAUAUGUAUAUAGACACACUAUAUACCUAUAUAUUUAUUUACAUAUGUACAUAUAUAACAAACCUAUAUACAAAUGUGUAUGUGUGUUUUUGUUGUAUAUAUAGUAAGUACUACAUAUGUAUCCAUAUACAUAUGUACAUAAAAACACAUGGAAACAAACGAAUAUGUAUUAGAUUUAUGUACAUAUGUAUGUAUGUAGAUAAAUAAGUAUAUUAUGUAUAAUUAAAAUAGCCAUUUUAACAAUGUACUAUAUAUGUAUGUAUGUAUAUGUACUACAUACAUAUGUGUAUAUACUACUUAGUAUGUACAUAAUAAGACUUAAAGAUACCUUGUUAUCUAAAUUAAUCUUAUUCUAUAUUGGGGGUCGUUUUUGAAGAUCCUUUUUGUAUGUAUAUAUACAUAUGUAGAUAUGUACAUGAAAUGCUACAAGUAAAGUCAUAUUCAAAGUAUUUAAGUAUGUUUUUUAUGCCUUUAAUGCCUUUAAGUGUAAAUAAUUAGUAGUAUGUAGUAUGUAUGUAUAUUGUAAAGUUUUAUUAUUAAGUUCUAAUGUAUGAAUGAAUGAAUGGACAAUCUGUCUAUAAGUUUUCACUUACAAAGAAAGAAAAAACCAAACACACACAGAUGUUAGCAAUCUAAUCUAAUGUCGUUUCAUCAGACACAACUGUCAACUGUCAAUUGACUAUGAAUAUGAUUGACCUUUAAAUUAAAGGUCAUGAAUAUGAAAUGACAAUUGUACGUUCGUUGAAAUUGUCUGCUAAAACGAAAACUAGGAAUGUAUAACUGAGUAAGGAUUUUUUAAUUUCCAAGUGUAAAUUAAUUGUUCUCUUAAACUUAAACUAGUCUUAAUCGCAAAUACAAAGUACUAUAUACUUACAUGCGUACAUAUCCAUACAUACAUACAUAUAAUAUAUACAUGAAGUACAUACAUAUGUAUGUAUGCAUGUAUAUGGAUGUGUGAAAGUUAAUUUUUUUUAUUAAUUAAUUUUAGAAUAGUGGUUAGUUAUAAACAAUUAUGUUAAUAGUUAUAUAAUAAAUAGAUAGAUACAUACUUUGGUGUAAAAUUAUACUAUUUUUAGUUUAAUCUUUUUUAAUGAACUAUUUUUUAAUAAAAAUAAAAAUCGAAAAUUUAAACAAAA